Molecule: messenger RNA, 460 nt
Organism: Perca flavescens (yellow perch)
Lineage: Eukaryota; Metazoa; Chordata; Actinopteri; Perciformes; Percidae
Product: high choriolytic enzyme 1-like
Exons: 5
Coding region: 1-399 (132 amino acids)
Biological process (GO): proteolysis
Molecular function (GO): zinc ion binding; metalloendopeptidase activity
Source: RefSeq, a predicted model, not a curated record
AUGUCCCUUUGGUGUUGGUCCUACGUGGGCCGUCAGGGAGGCAGACAGCAGGUCUCCCUGUUGAAAAACGGUUGUCUGUACACAGCCACGGUGCAGCACGAGGUUCUCCACGCUCUUGGCUUCCAUCACGAGCAUGUCCGCUCUGACAGAGACUCUUACGUCUCCAUCAACACCGCGAACAUUCAGCCAGGGUUUGAAUCAAACUUCAUGAAGGUGGCAACUAACAACUUGGGUACUCCCUACGACUUCAAAUCUGUCAUGCAGUACGGCAAAUACUCCUUCUCCAAAAACGGCUUGCCAACCAUCACCGCUAAGGCGAAUCCUAACCUUGUGUUUGGAACCGCCGUACAGAUGAGUGUCAAUGACUUCAACCGCGUCAACAAGCUGUACAAAUGCUAAAAUCUUCCAGAAGUUGUUUCAGCUUGUUAGAACUGAUGGAAGAAAAUGUUGCGGAUUAAUG